AUGGACUUGUUAAAAAGACUGACUGGUCAUGAAAGGAUCAUUCAUUUAGAAGAUUCACAUCUUGAUCACGAUAAGAAGAGGUUGUAUCUUGUGAUGGAAUUAGGAGAGACUGAUUUGAAUCAAUUAUUAAAUCGACAAGCUGGUAAGCCGAUCAGCUUUAGGUUUAUUAAACACAUAUGGGAACAGAUGUUAGAAGCAGUACAUGCAGUACAUGAAGAAGGCAUCAUCCAUACCGAUCUUAAACCGGCCAACUUCGUACUUGUCCAAGGAGCAGUGAAGAUUAUCGAUUUCGGAAUCGCUAAAGCUAUUCCAGCUGAUACGACGAACAUCUCCAGAGAAAAUCAAAUCGGAACCGCUAAUUAUAUGUCACCAGAAGCGUUAUCGUUACAAGUGAUCUCAAGUGACGAUGGAUCAGAAGAGAAAAGAGUCAAGAUGGGACGUGCCACCGAUGUAUGGGCCUUAGGAUGUAUUCUAUAUCAAAUGGUAUAUGGACGUACACCAUUCUCAACACUUGAAACAUCAUUAAAGAUCUGUACGAUCAAAGAUCCUAAACAUUAUAUAGAUUAUCCCGAAAGUGUGACCCCAGUUUCGAUGAAGAUCAAUAAGAAUGGAGAACGAAUCAAAGAGAUUGAAGAAGGAUCUAAAGUGAUCGUAGAGAAAGAAGCCAUUGAGACUAUGAAGGCUUGUUUGAGAUUUAAGAAAGAUGAUCGAGCUUCGAUUCCUCAAUUAUUGAAUGAUCGAUUCUUGGUGGGAAAAGAUGGGAUUUGGUUUAAUCCAGAAGGUAAAGAAGAAACUAUUUCAAUGAAUGAAAAGAUGUUUCAUAGUUUGAUUAACAAGGCUUGGGAAUGGAAAUCAACUAAAGGAAUCAAUGCAACAGAUGCACAGAAAAAGCGAUUUAUCAAUGGUUUGAAAGAAUCAGUAAUGAAUGCUCAAUAAUUAUUUCUCCUUGAGUUUUUUUGGGCGGUUUAUCUUUAAUCUUGAUUGUAUUAUCAACUAUUUUCUUUCCCUUAUCUUUGCCUCGCUGCCUCUCUCUCUCUUUGUUGUUUCCAAAAAAAAUGCAUAGUAUUUUUUAUUUUUUUUGUCUUUUUUUCAUGAUUCUUUAUUUUUGAUUCUUUUUUGGGUUUUAUAUUUAAUUUGAUUUUUUCAUUCUUUUUGAUGUUUUCUUGCAUUACUCUUUUUUGAUUUUGAUUUUCUUUAUUAAACACUUAUGUAUGUUUUGAUAUAUUCUUGAAUUUGAUUGGAAGCAAAAGAAAGAUUUCUUUAGU
This is a messenger RNA of Melampsora larici-populina 98AG31, 1265 nucleotides long. RefSeq lists its product as uncharacterized. Gene Ontology annotation, molecular function: ATP binding; protein serine/threonine/tyrosine kinase activity; protein serine/threonine kinase activity. The record is from RefSeq and is a predicted model, not a curated record. Gene Ontology annotation, biological process: protein localization to kinetochore; peptidyl-serine phosphorylation; chromosome segregation. The transcript is spliced from 4 exons. The coding region runs from base 1 to 936 and encodes 311 amino acids. NCBI's taxonomy places the organism in Eukaryota, Fungi, Basidiomycota, Pucciniomycetes, Pucciniales, Melampsoraceae. Gene Ontology annotation, cellular component: kinetochore; nucleus; spindle.